AUGUACCAUAUUGUACCCAAUGGUAACCUGUACACCGCAUUAGCACGUAUUACCCACCCUCUACGGAGCGGCAAGCAAGUGCUUGCUGCAGGAGUCGACACGGAAGAUCCAGAUUACCCCGUCUCUUCCGCCAUUUCGGCAUCUUCUCCGCCGUUCCACUCGCGAGACGCGCGUAUUCGUGACCAAUCGCGUCUGGCACCAUCACUACUCUUGUCCUCUCCCCCAAGAGACUCGAGCCCGUCAACCACUGGUUCCCCCGGUCAGCGAGCCUCCCCGAGUAUCGGUCUCGACCCUCCACCGCUCCCAUUCCUGACCUCAUACCGCGGGGCCGAAGAAUCCCUGACCUCCUCACCUGUCAAUCGGAGGGCGGAAAGCAGUAUCUACUACACCACUGCGUGGGGUUCCCCGUAUGCAGCACCCAGCACUCGGAGAUUGUCAGUGACCCAAAGCCAAGUAACUGGUAUCAAUCUCGGAUCUGGUCCCAGCUCGCCAGUAUCGUCGGUAGCCAAGCACACCGAGUUCCGGAGAUCGAGUGCCGCAAACGACGACACUCUUGAACCCGUCGACCGCGAUCUUGAUCAAAGCGGAGAGAAAUCGAUCCGCGAUUUCACGCAGGAUUGGAUCAAUCAGUAUUUGACCGGGCAGCCUAGAACGGAGCGCAGCAAUUGGCUCAGCGACGACUCGGGAAGUGAAGCACCUUCGUUCUUUACCGCCAAGAAUCAUCUUGCAGACGACGCCUCAGACGAUUGGCUUGGUCUGGAGGACGAUUAUCGCAACGACGAUCUGUUGAGGACUCCAACGCUAUCUGAUUUCGUCGGGAGAAAACCUAACGCUCGUGCAAAAGCCAAGAACAACUUACAUAAACGCGCCGAUACCCUGCGCCAGGAGGACUUUUGGGGUUUCGCUUACGAUAAAGAACCCCCGAGGACCAACAUGUCAGACCCAAUCCAUACGCAACCCGCCGUGGAGGCGAAUUCGCCGGUAGAGAAGCCGUUACCCCCCCCCCCGGCCAAUGCGACAGAAGAUAUCACAAGUAUGGAGGAACGUCCAUCAAAAACGCUGGUUUCUGAACUCAGUCGAUCAGCCACCCAAAUGCCACGGCGGAGGAAGAAACUCAACUGGCGUGGAAAGGCAUGCAUAAUUGACUUGCCACAAGCAGAUCAAAGAGGCUCGGAUAGCUCCGGUUAUCGACUAUUAACGCCAUCCGAUGUUCAAGAGCGAAUGCGAAAAUGGGAGGAGGAGGGGUACGAUGUUCGUGGAUUCACCAUUGGCGAUUCCCAAGAUCCUUCCGCAACCACAACUCUAGGAGGUCUCAGCCGCCCCCUGUAUCCCGACCCAUACGAACUAUACGAGGCCUCAAAGGCCCAAGAGCUGGUCGUCAACUUCCCAGACAGAGCCAAGUGGGAAUCUUACAUCACUGAGCUUCAAGAAGAAAAAUUACGCGCCCUAGGAGUAUCUUUUGGCAACGAUGAACCCGAGGAGUCCAUAUCACCCGACUACUCGAUCAAACAGAACGGAACACCUUUCCCUGGUCUUGUUGCAUCUCCUCCAAUUCCUACUGCAUCAGCAGCGAGCAAUCCUCUCGGUCAAAUCCAUCCGUUCUCACCCCACUUCAACCAAUCAUCGAUGCCAACCCCGAAUGUUAUAGGUGGGUUGGCAUCGCCUGCUUCACAAUUCGGUAUGCAAACGCCCUACAUGGGCGUCGAGCAGAAUAUGAUGGGAGGAUUCCCCUUCCAGUAUCAACCUACGCCUCCCGCCCAGGGUUCCAUGACUCCACAAGGAUUCAUCAACGCCCGGCAGGCAAGUGCUUCGACUGGCCCAGGAGCAAUGGGCAACUUUACCUCCAUGCUUUCGCCUGUCUCCCCGCUGCAUGACCAAGGGUCCUUCCACGCUGGAUUCAACGACAAGGGUGCUUUCGAUGAUCAGUUUAGCCACAAUAUGCAACAGGAAUACCAGCCUCCCAAGACCCCUAUCAACGGACACCCGGAUCAUUUCCACACAUCCAAUCUGGAGAUUGCCCACCCCACACCUCGUGGACAUGGUCACAACCUGAGCGAAACUCUACAGAGAGGAUUGGAUCAGAUGACGCAUACCGAUUACCAUUUGGAGGACUCGAUCGAACGCCAGUUGGAGGAUGAUUAUCGCGAUGUCAACCACGCUGGCAUGAAUGCUACUAUGCUCAAGUCGCACUGGACAUUGCCCGAAAAUGAGCACCACACCCAGAAUCCUUUCAUUCAACACCAGCACCCUCAUCAAUUUUACGGAGAUCAAUAUCAGCAACACAACACCCACGAUGGCUCUGACUUGGACACGAACCCUAGUGUUGCGGGUACACCGCACACCCGCCAAGGCCAGUGGCAUGAACCCCAGCCCAGUGGACACUCUUACCAGAGAGGACACCACCAGCAUCUCUCGAUCUCAUCUCUCAACGUGGAAGCAAAAGAGUUCGACCCUACCGCAUCGUUCAAUUCUCAAGCUGUGCCGUUUGGAAAUGAUGCGUUCCAGUUCAGUGGUAUGGGCGAGCAAAAAUUCGGGUUUGCGCCGCCUCCUUCUUUCGCACCUGGUAAUAGCCUGAACGGUCCUAUGGAUCGUGAGCCGAACCACAAUGCCAGUAGCGGAUUUAGGUUCUCUGCCGCCUCGUUCAACGUCGACGCGCCUGUUUUCAACCCUUCUGCCAGCAUCACCUCUAAAGUCAGUUCCGAGCAACCCUCCAGCCAGGCCAAGAUCUUCGGAGACAUUGAUAUCGAAGAAAUCUCCAAGCCUGCCAAGGCGUCCAAGGCUAUUCCCAUCGUUCGACCGGAUGAGACCGAGCAAGAAAAUGCGGAAGGAGAGGUGGCCACCGAGAAUGACUCUCAGGGUCACCCUGUGCCCACUGACCGCCACAAGCGUGCGCGUCGCGGUGUCGGUCACGCCGAGGGCGAGUCUAGAUACAGUAUCUCAACCCAUCCUCUGGGGGAGACGGGCAAUGCCCAAGCUUCCAGUGCGAUUCAUGCAGUCGCCGAGGGCAAGGAGAAUGCCAUGCCUGGGGACAACCCUGUGGACCGACGGGGUACCCCUGCCAGCGAAGCCACCACUUGGACCCUGUUCGACGCAAAACACGAAGCUGAAAACAGGUCGCUUGCAGGAUCACCUGUUCGCGAGGAACCUGCUCUAGAGGCCCAGGAGGCUUCUAAGGAUAUUAUUAUCGAGGAGCGCGAGCCGAAGGAGCCUGCUGCAGGCGAUGAUACCUCUGUAACUGUAUCUAAGGUUGUCAGCCAUGCCGCUAAUCCAUCUAAGAGCUCUGUCAAGAGUACCACACUGUCGGCUACUGCUCCGACUUUCGAGUUCAAGCCUGCUGUUUCCGAAUUUGUUUCUACGACAGUCAAGCCGUCCAGCUUUGCUGAGCCCGAAUCCGCUGGAAGUAAACCCGCGCAAAGUGGACUCAUGGCUUCGCGCUUCGCUGCUUCAAGCCCACCCAAGAAGGAGACUGAGCCUCAGGCCACCACUCCCUCUCGCCAGCAACCAGAGUUCAUUUCUCGGCAACCUAAAGAGGACUCUUGGACCUCUGAGAGCGAUUCUCCUGACGACGCAGAGCUGAACGCCAUCAUGGAACAGCUGAACGACGAUUCUGAUGUCGGCAUUGAACGACAAAUGACUCCUUUCAACACAAUCCACGCCACUCCCUUCCAGCCGCGCCAAGAGCACCUCACAGAGUCUAUGGGAGGUCCGACGAAGGAGCAGCGGUUUGGGUCUGUGGAGGCCCGAAGCGAAGCCCCCAGCCCAAGCCCCGGCGGUGCCCCCAAGUACAAGCUUGACAUCCCCAAGCUUGGCUCGGACAUCGAUGCAAAUAGCAACGCUACCUUCUCUCCCCAAAAGAGUCUAAUUUCUCGUCUUCAUUCUCCUGUUCGUCAGCUCAUUACUGAGAAUGACCACGUCAGCGACUGGGAUGACAUGAUCUCCGCCGGAGAAGACGAGAAGUUCAUGAACAGAAACCGCUUCUUUGACCGCCGCAUCAACGACCUUGUUGGUUCUGCCAUUGAUGAUCGACUGGGUCCCAUGGAGCGUGCUUUGGCCGUUAUUCAACAAUCUGUGGCUUCCAUUGCCACUGGCGCUGCUAGCCGGAGGGUUUUCCGCAGCACAUCCGCUGAGAUGGAAGAUAGCGAUGCCGACGACGAGGACGACGGCGAUGUUGAGACCUCAUCCGCCCGCGAACGCUCGCCUCACAAUAUGAGGGAGCGCAAGCUGGAGAUGCUGAAGAAUGUCGUCAUGGAAGCUCUAGUUACCCAUAAUAUUCCUCAGCGCGUCGCUCCCCAUUCUAGUCAUAGUGAAAUGUCUCAGCUCAAGGAAAGCAUUGCUGAGCUGCAGGCUUUGACAAUCAAGAAUCUCGCGCAGGACCCUGUUGGUGAUAUGCGGGAAAUUCUAGAAGAGACUAUGGCCAAGCAAUUGGCCCAGCAGGUUGCAUUGCAGACCCCGCGCCUGUCUGAGGCUGAGGAGAUCGGUGCGGACAGCCUUAUGCUCCAGAUCGAUGGACUUAAAAGCAUGCUGCGCCUCGCCGAUGAGCGUGCUGAGCAGGAGUACAAGGAGCGCCGGAAUGCUCAGGAAUCUAUGACUGAGCUUCAGCGACUCUUGAAGUUCGCCGAGGAAGAUGCUGCUCGUCACAGUGCUGCCGCUGAGGACGCGGAGUCUCGUCUUCUUCAAUUUAAGGAAGAGAAGAUCCCCUACUUUGAGAAGAUGCAGUUCCGCACUGAGUCUCUUGCUGAGGAGAGCGAGACUCUCAAGGUUACCAUCGCCGAGCUCUCCACGAAGAAUAUUGCGCUCGAGGGUACCCUGGAUGAGCACCGCGUUUCCAGUGACAACUACCGCCGUCAACUCGAUGCCACCAAGGAAGAGAACAAGUCUCUCCGUGACACUGUUGAUCACCUGAAGAUCCGCAUCGAAGACAGCAUGUUAUUACGCCAGAACCUUACUGAGAAGUUCGAUCGUCUCCAGGAUGACAUGAUUAGUGUUACUGCCGACAUCUCUCGUGACCAGGCUGCCUGGCGCAAGAAGACAGAAGAGCAAACCGCCAAAUACAAUGAGCUGCGCUCCUCUUACUCUCGCGAGGUCCAACUGCGCCAGAAGCUAGAGGAGGAUGUCCGCAUGUUCGAGAAGCAGGAGCGAGAAAUCACAAAGCUGAAUUUCAUCCAAGAACAAUCACAGCAGGAGAACGUUAGGUUGGAAGAGCUGGUUGGCAAUCUGCGUGCUGAGAACCACGAUCUGGAACUCAAAGCCGCUCGCUUCGAGCGCGAGUUCACCGAAGCCCGCGAAAGCAGCCGUGUCGAAAUUCAACGCACUCGCUCUGCCAUGGAAGCAGAGUUGGAAGCCUCCAACAGCCAGGUUAAUAUUGUGCGUGCCGAGCUGGAGGCUCAGAUCAUCCGCCUGCAAACCCAGCUUGAAAACAACCGCAUGGACACCGAUACUUCCCGUGAGCGCUAUGAGCUCCUCUUGGAGGAGGCGAAGGACUCCAAGGUUACCGCUCUAGCUGCCAAGGAUCUUGCCCUUGAUGAGACGCGCAAGAUGCACGAGCGCGUUCUCAAUGACCUGCGGGAACGUCACGCACGCGCUCUGCACAAUUCUUCCGAGGAUCGCGCACGUGGUGAGAACCACAACUCGGAGCGCAUGGCUCUGUCCGAGAGCAAGGCCCAGCACUUGCAAGAACGGGUAAACCACCUCGAGGAGCGACUCGAGAUCGCCCAGUCUGCUGCCCGUGCUGCUGCUGAAGCAGCCCACAGCGCUAAGGCAGGCUCUGCGUCAGAUUCUGCCCCGGUUGCCGCACCCUCGCAUUCUCGUUCAACACCCUCAAUGUCCUUCAGCAAGGGCACUGAAGAGCCCGAUAGGAUCUCUCCCCAAGCUCUGCGGGAGUCUAUCUUCGUGCUCCAGGAUCAGCUCCAGCAGCGUGAGACACGCAUCGAGGAGCUCGAGCAAGAGAUAUCCACCAUGGACAAGGACGCGCCAAACAAGAUCAAGGAGAAGGAUACUGAGAUCACUUGGUUGCGCGAGCUCCUAGGCGUUCGUAUUGAUGAUCUGCAAGACAUCAUCCAGACUCUCUCCAAGCCCACGUUCAACCAGCACGCCGUCCGCGACGCAGCCAUUCGUCUCAGGGCGAAUUUCCAAAUGCAGCAGCAAGAAAAAGAACGGCUAACAUCCGGCAAUCUCCCCUCUCUCUCCGACCUCGCCGCCUCACCCCGCUCACUCCCCCUGGCCGCAGCCGCAGCCUGGGGAAACUGGCGUAAAGGCCGCGAAGCCAACUCAACCUCCGACCAAACCCCCUCAAAGCCCAGCAACGCCGGCACUUUCCUGUCCGGCCUGCUGACGCCCCCGAGCUCCCACGUCCGACAAAAUGGCACCGGCCAACAAACUAGUGCAGCCGCGCGGUUCGCGCAAACGCGGCCUCUGAGGGCCUUCAACUCUCCUCGACGCGGCUCUGUGCGUCAAGAGCCUGCUGUCACCGAACCUCCCAAGACCCCACCACUUCUCCGUCGCUCAAGCUAUGACCAUGAUGCCGAGCCGGCGAACUACGAGGAAGGCCACUUCGACGAGAAUGAAAGUACAGUCGAUGGGAUGGUUUCGGCUUCGCCGAAAGAGCGAGACGACGAGGGUCCGUUCGGGCCUCAGAUUGCUGAGGCCGAAGAGGCCCAUGUCGAGGACGUCUCUUCUUCCGAUGAGCCCUCUACCGAGGAGGAAUGA
Molecule: messenger RNA, 6705 nt
Organism: Penicillium soppii
Lineage: Eukaryota; Fungi; Ascomycota; Eurotiomycetes; Eurotiales; Aspergillaceae
Product: putative myosin class II heavy chain (MHC)
Exons: 3
Coding region: 1-6705 (2234 amino acids)
Cellular component (GO): cytoskeleton
Source: RefSeq, a predicted model, not a curated record